AUGUCCAGCAACGGCGACAAAGCCGCGGGCGGUGGCGGGAAGAAGACGACCAAAGUCCGGUUCUCCCUCGACACCAAACCCAACGCGGACUCUUCCAAAGAUAAAGCCAUCGACAGUGACAGGAUGGAUCUCGACGACGUGGCGUCUCUGCAUUUUUCUAACGGCAACAUCGCCCCCGACUUGCUCGACGAAGCUACUGAAGCCCAACGAGUGCUCGAGAACUAUUACGCUUCUGCCCGACAAGAGGGUGAGGCAGUCAAGAAGCCCUGGGACCCUAAGCAGAAAGGCAAAGAACCAGCUCCGGAAGGCACACCCAUGAACGACUCCAACCGGGCGGCCACGAACCCUAGCACCAAGCCCGCCAGUGAUUCAAGCGGCCCGUCUUCUCCGGGCGUGAAUAUCAACCUCAAGGUUUCGUACACACCUGACGGGGAUGCUUACCUCACCAUCGUUCCUCCCAAGCCUGGUGAGCCCAUCGACGACGCGCUUCGCGAGCUCUUGUCACGACAAGCUGAGCAGGCUGUCCAAAAUUCACAUAAUAAAGAUCGCGACUGGGCUGGAAGACCUCUUCAACCUCCCCCAGGCCUCCCUCCUAGACCUUCCCCUGCAUCCAACCUCAAACAUUUACGUCAGUCGACUGCACGCAGAGCGUCUCUUAGGCCCAGAAUGUCGUCCAACGUCCCGUUUCCCGAUCUCUCCGGCCUCCCUUGGCCCGGAGAUGAGGAUGUCGAGAGGGAAAUCCAUCAGAUGCAGCAGCCGAAGACUCUUUCGAGCUAUUGGUGGAUGUCUCGCGAGUGGCGUCGGGCUUUUGAGAAGGAGACCAGCUUGGCUCACGUUAUUGAGAUGCAGCGCUAUGCUCUCACGGUCCACCCUGACAUUGAUAAUCUGGUCAAGUGCGGCCAGGUCAAUAUCGGAAACACCUCGUUCCCAGUACAGAUUAAUCAACUCCCUCAGCCUCUGAAGAAAGCCUGUGAGAGCUGCAACUACAAGACCGACUGUCACUGUGUGUCGUGCAAAUCAUGCUCCACUUGUGUCACGACCGGCGCUUGCAAGGAUUGUGACUGCUGCCAAUUCGAUUGUUGCUGCCGCAAUCCCGAGAAUAUGGGAGAAGCAUGCGCCGAGUGCAACGCGUGCGGCAAUUGUUCCUGCUGUCUGGGCUGUUGCUGCUGCGGCACCACCUUGGGGCCUUCCAUUGCGGUCCGAACCUCCGAUACUGUCGGCUGCGGUGAUUGCCGUGGUCAGCGACGCAAGUGGGAGGAGUCGGGAGAUUGGAAGCUGUUCGCUAAGAAGAGUGCGGGUGGCGAUCAGAAGGCGAUGAGCAAGGCCCCGCGUGUGUACGUUGGCCAGCCGCGACUCAUCCAGAAAGCAGAGCUCCAGAAGAUCGAAGAGGAGCACAUUAAGAACAUGGCCAAGGAGGCCGCCGCCAGGGAGGUUUCUGCCAAAGAGGCUGCUGCUAAGGCGAGCCUCGAAGUGAAGUCCAUGCCUCAGGUAAAGGCUCAAUCAAUGUUGCCCCUCCCCAAGCGGAGCUUCGAGGUCAAGGACCCUAUUCUUGAGGACGACGACCAGCAGGGCAUGCCCCGUUUCAAUCGCGCUGCUAGACGCCACCGCGCUGCCGUGAAUCGCGUGGCUCAAGGAGUUGUCACCAUUCCCGAGGAGGGCGAGAAGAGCCCCCGAAAGGAGGAGAGCAAAGAGGCUGCUUCCGGAUCAGGCAGCUCUUCCAAGACGGCGACCAACCGUCCUCGGCUCACCGCCGCCAGCCAGGAUACCAAAUCAGACACCGCCGGCUCCUCCAACGGCCAAGCUGGAACUAGCCCUGAUAUCCAUACCAAACUGGCCGGGCUCACAUUUGCCUUAGAUGUCCUCCGCGACCUCGAACGUGAUGGUGGCGUGUUCCUCAGUCAGCAGACAAGGGAGCGCCUGCGAAUGACGGACCCUUCUGGCCGCUAUGGGAACCAGGAAAACAUCAGGCCUCCUCGCCAGGCCACGGGCCGAGUGCGACGACCUCUUCCCCAGCUUCCCGUCCAGCAGUCUGUUGAGACGGGUUUCCGUGUUGCCUCUGCUGUCCGAGGAUCUUCUUCGUCCUCCGUGAGUGGUCGAGGCCAGAUGGAGCAUCUUCUGGUUACGAAGAAGCGCGUAGAGAGCAAGGAUGCCAUUGCCAGUGACGCCAUGGGCAUUGACGAGGCUGAGGAGAACCUGGAAAGAAGUGAGCUUGGCGAUGACAAGAUGGAGAAGUUGCCCGUUUCGCCUACCAUUCGCCAUGUUUAG
Molecule: messenger RNA, 2265 nt
Organism: Scedosporium apiospermum
Lineage: Eukaryota; Fungi; Ascomycota; Sordariomycetes; Microascales; Microascaceae
Exons: 3
Coding region: 1-2265 (754 amino acids)
Source: RefSeq, a predicted model, not a curated record